Molecule: messenger RNA, 452 nt
Organism: Drosophila elegans
Lineage: Eukaryota; Metazoa; Arthropoda; Insecta; Diptera; Drosophilidae
Exons: 2
Coding region: 116-274 (52 amino acids)
Source: RefSeq, a predicted model, not a curated record
AUCUAGGUUAGUUGAACAUUGGAAUUCGAACCCUUUGGACAGUUACGAGACGACAAAAAUUUAAAUUUUAGUUUUAUUUUUCCGUGCUAAGCAAUUACCGACAAAGCAAAUCACCAUGUGCAGCUAUCCCUGCUAUCCUUGCGCCGCUUUGUGUCCCUGCGGAGGUAGUGGACCAAGUGGAUUCUACGAUCCUUGUUUUGGCCCCUACAACGGUCCUUUUAACUCUUGGUGUGGGGCAAGCGGUCCUGGUUUCUGGCGGGGUGGUUGCUGCUAAUUUUUGUCGUGGGUUGCAGGACCAAAAUGAAGUCUUAGCAGCUUUAGUUGCUUGCACAAAAUUGGAACCGUCAAACAAACUCUACUCCUAAAAUAUUAAUUUCCAGUCGAAUCUCUUACAAUGGCUUAAAACGGAAAAAUAAAAAUGUCAAGGACGUAAUCUUCUUUGUAUCAACUAA